This is a messenger RNA of Sorex fumeus (smoky shrew), 2160 nucleotides long. RefSeq names its product NKD inhibitor of WNT signaling pathway 1 (gene NKD1). Gene Ontology annotation, biological process: negative regulation of Wnt signaling pathway. Gene Ontology annotation, molecular function: calcium ion binding. The transcript is spliced from 10 exons. Gene Ontology annotation, cellular component: cytoplasm. The coding region runs from base 93 to 1505 and encodes 470 amino acids. The record is from RefSeq and is a predicted model, not a curated record. Lineage: Eukaryota; Metazoa; Chordata; Mammalia; Eulipotyphla; Soricidae.
GGAGGAGAGCGAGGCGCGGCGCGGCGAGCCGCAGGGCCCCGCGGCUGGGGCGCAUGGCUUAGGGGGGCGCCCCCGCCCGCCGCGCCUCCAGCAUGGGGAAACUUCACUCCAAGCCGGCCGCCGUGUACAAGCGCAGGGAGAGCCCGGAAGGUGAUAGCUUCGCGGUGAGCGCCGCCUGGGCGCGGAAAGGCAUCGAGGAGUGGAUCGGGAGGCAGCGCUGCCCCGGCGGCGGCUCGGGACCCCGGCAGCUGCGCUCGGCUGGCACCGUUGGCAGAGGAACCCGGGAGCUCUUGGGCGAAGUUUUCAGAGAAACACUCAGUGAGGAAGAAGAGGAAGACUUCCGGCUAGAAGUGGCCCUGCCUCCCGAGAAGACAGACGGGCUGACCGGUGGAGAUGAGAAGAAGAUGGACAAGGCGAGCGACUCUUGCCCCGGCUCCAAGAAGCAGCUGAAGUUCGAGGAGCUGCAGUGUGAUGUGUCCGUGGAGGAGGACAGCCGGCAGGAGUGGACCUUCACCCUGUAUGACUUCGACAACAACGGCAAGGUCACCCGCGAGGACAUCACCAGCCUGCUGCACACCAUCUAUGAGGUGGUCGACUCGUCUGUCAACCACUCCCCGACUUCCAGCAAGACUCUGCGGGUGAAGCUCACUGUGGCCCCUGAUGGCAGCCAGGGCAAGAAAGGGCUCCUCCUCCAUCACCCCGACCUGCAGAGCCCGAGGCCCCGAGCAGACACCAAGCCCGCUGAGGAGCUGCGAAGCUGGGAGAAGAAGCAGCGAGCCCCCCUCAGGUUCCAAGGGGACAGCCGUCUGGAGCAGUCUGGCUGCUACCACCACUGCGUGGAUGAGAACAUCGAGAGGAGAAACCACUACUUAGAUCUCGCUGGGAUAGAGAACUACACGUCCCAGUUUGGGCCUGGCUCCCCGCCCGUGGCCCCGAAGACAGACCUGCCGCCCCGCACCGCCAACCCCACUCGAGCUCGCUCCCACGAGCCAGAAGCCGUCCACGUCCCGCCGCGGAAGCCCCCGGGCACCGAGCCCGCAUCCUUCCACUUCCUUGACACCCCAUUCGCCAAGGUCUCCGAGGUCCAGCAGCGGCUCCGGGGCACCCAGGACGGGAGCAAGCACUUUGUGAGGUCCCCCAAGGCCCAGGGCAAGAGUGUGGGUGUGGGCCACGUGACCAGAGGGGCCCGAAGCAAGCCCCCUCUGGGACCCGCCAUCCCCGCAGUGCCCCCGUCGGCCCCCCUGGCCGCCAGCCCGGCCCUCCUCCCCACGCUGGCACCCCUUGGGCACAAGAAGCACAAGCACCGAGCCAAGGAGAGCCAACAGGGGUGCCGGGGCGUGCAGGCGCCGCUGGCGGGGGGCAGCACCGUCGUGGGGCGGGACCACAGGCGGGAGCUGCCAGCCGUGGUGGUGUACGAGAGCCAGGCCGGCCAGGCGGUGCAGAGACACGAGCAUCACCACCACCACGAGCACCACCACCAUUACCAUCACUUCUACCAGACCUAGAGUCCCGCCCCAGAGCCCCGCCAUAUGAAGGACCCCCGCCCCACCCCCGCGCCCCAAGGCAUUAUUAUUCUAUUAAUUAUUGUUAUUAUGACGAUUAUUGUUAUUAAUAAUUAUUGUUACUCCACUAAUAUUCAGCUAGCCUCCAUGUAGAAGAUCUAUGGAAACACAGAACUAAACUUUUAUUUAUAUGUUGUGGGAACUGCGUAACUUACCCAAGAAAUGACUCUGGGUUUGGAAGUGGCCUGUAGACAUCAGAGACUCCUGCGGGCUCUGGUUCUGGACUCUGGUUCUGUUGGGGGGUCCACGCAGGGCCCGUUCGUACCCUUUCCAGCCCUGAGGGAGCCCUCUGCCGGAACUCCGCCCUGCCCCGUCUCUUCCAGGAGAACAUCCUUUCCUGAUCAGGCAUCCAGAAACCCUCGAAAUCUCCGAGAAGAUAAACAGCUGCUACCUCUUAGUAUUAUUCUGAUUUUAUUUUGCCCUUAACUGACUGUGAUGUGCUACAAGGGAUCUUAGCAGACUGCAGAUGCUCGGCCACCGCGGCUGGUGUGUUUAUGUCCCCACCUAGAAACCUUCCCCAUCCUCUCUGGGGUUACCUGUCCUGCCUUUCAGUGGGGGCCACGUCCUUGCCUCACACUUCCCCUCCCUUCUUCCGGAA